UACUUGCGUCUUGUGUCUCGUGUUGAUAGAGUUUGCACCCAUGUGGGUUUCGAGUAAUUUUUUGAUUAAGUUUAUAUCAAAUUUCAAAAUAAAAUGAAGGACGGACCUGUUAUUGAAAAAACUCAAAAAGAGAUAACUGCAUCUUUAUUAGAUGCGUUUGAUUUACUUAAAUCUACAAAAGAUGACGUUAAAGUUUUAGGCGGCAUAAAAAUAAUUACGCGGCUUAUUGAAAAUAAGAAUGAAAAAGAUAUACAGUAUGUUUUGAAGCGGUUAGUAAGAAGUAUGGGUGCAAAUAUUCUUGAUCAGCGACUAGGUUAUUGUGCUACACUUGUUAGCUUAAUACAUCAAUUUGAAGAGAUUAAUGUACAACAAUUAUUGGACUUAGUGAAAAAAGAACUUCAUGCAAAUGGCUCAUCAAAGAGUGAAGUAGGGGAUGUGGCCCUGGGUCAGAUAUUAGUUUGUGGAGCUUUAUUUAGAUCCAGUUUGAUGUUAAAAGCUACCCCUGAAGAGCAAAAAGAAAUAUUACACCUACUUCAAGUAGCUGGGAAUAAAAAAUCAUACCUUGGGACUACGGCAUCUAUUAUCUUUUUAGAGUUCAUUAAUAAGCUUGAUGAAGACCAGUUUUCAUCUAUUGUAUGGUCAAAUAUCAAACAGGAUUAUAAGAAAGAUAUUAAGGAGCAUACUUUGGACUCUCUUUAUUUUCUCUUAGUAAUAAGUAGAAAGUUUCCUGAAAAAGUAAAACUUAGGAAGUUAAUUGGGGUGCCAGAAAUAUUGCAUGAAGACAAUAUUUCUGAUAUUUGUGAAAAAAUAAUGACAGGAGUUGAUUUAAAUUCAAUCAACCAUCCUAUUUACAAAGAAAUUGCAACUCUAAUUUCCAAAUCACCAAAUUUGAUGUUAUUCUGGAAUAAAAUUGAUAGUCAUCUUGUAAAACAUAAUAGAAACCGAGAACUAGUAUCAUUAAAUAUACUCAAUAUAAUUUUACUUAACAUUCAAGACAAUGUGACCUUUAUACCUGAUUUGAUAACUGACAAUUUUUUCAAACUAUUUAUGGAUUGGUUUAAAGGGUUGCAAACAGCAAGCAAAAUAAGAAACAAAAGGGAUAAUGAGGAUGAUCAUAAAAUAAUGAUUAAGAAAGAAAAAGAAGUGCUUACAUCUCUUUCAAAAGCAUUAAAACUACCAGAUGUUGAUAGUAAUUUAAGAGUUGCAACAUUAAAGAAACUUUUAUUCAGUCCAGGUGAAAUCAAUUUUACUGAAAUCACAGGUUCUACAGUCAUCAAAUCGACCAUAGCUGAUUUAGACAUAGAUGGCCUAAAGAAAUUGGCUGGAUUACUAAAAAAAGUUCUUAUGAAUACUUCCAAAAAAUUUAUUAAAGAAAAUGUUGAAAGGAACUGGUAUAACAAUGAAAGAGUUAAAGCUGCUGAAAUAAUAUCUUUUAUUGUUAGCCAUGAUGCAAUGAAACAAGAUACUUCUUUUAAAAUAAAUCAUAUGCAAUUGUUGAUGUGUUUUGGGUUCUUCAAAAUUAGCGGUGAUCAAAAUAUUGCUGUUAGUAGUGAAUUAGCAGGUUCCAUAAAGACAUGCUUUUACAGAUGUUUCACAUCUCGUUUUUCCAAUGUUGAUGAUUUAGUUUUAGUCUUAUCAUCACUUACCACAUUCACCUCUAAUAUUAUGAACAAAGAACAAGUUCGUGAAAAACUAGAAAAACAGUUUUCAAAAGAAAAUAUCGAUUGUUGGGAAAUGCUUACUGGUAUAUGUGAAAAAAUUGAGCAAAAUGAUGCCAAAUCAAAAGUCGACAAGGUUUUUCUAAUAUUACUGUAUCAACUUGGAUUAUUUUUAUUUUCUGAACCAUCACAUGUAAAUAUUGCACGGAGCUCAAUAACAGAGUUAAAAAGUUGUUAUGAACACUAUAAAAAAGGAAAGAAAAAAAAAACAGGUAAAAAUAAAGAAAUCGCAGAUGAAGAUGAACCAGAGUGGAUGGAAGUAUUAAUUGAGGUUCUCUUAUCUAUAUUGUCAGUUGAAUCUAGUGUUCUCCGUUCUGUUGUCCAAUGUGUCUUUAGACUUCUUUGGGAAUAUUUAACACCUACCUCAAUGAACCAAAUCAUUUCGGUUUUGGACCCAGAAAGUGAAGCUAACCCACUUAAACAUGAUAGUGAAUCAGAAGAUGAUGAUGAUAAUUCAGAUGAAUCUGACAAAGAAAGUUAUGACGAGAAUAAAGAUAGCAAUGAAACUGACAUGAGUGAUGGUAGUGAUAUAGAAGAAGAAGAUGAAGAGAUGAAAAUACCUGAUCAGUUACGUUUAGCAGUCCAAAAAGCAUUAGGAACGGCAGCUGCUCCUGACACAGACGCCGAAAGUAUAGACGCAGACAUGAUAAGUGAGGGAGAAGGAAAGAAGUUGGACGGAGCUUUAGCUGAAGCAUUUAAACAAUUUCAUCAGGGUAAAAAUAUUAAAACCAAAAAAGACCGUAAAAACAAAAAAGCAUUAUCUGAUUUUAGAAUCAGAGUGUUAGAUCUUAUAGAUAUAUAUCUAGAAAAAGAUCCUGCAAUGGAUAUUUGCCUAGGCAUGAUUGCACCACUUUCAAGGUGUCUCGAAUUUUGUAUGCAGGAUAACCAAUUUAAAGAAUUAGAAAAUAGGGUUAGAAAAACUAUAAAAAAUUUUACAAAAAUUAAAAAGUUUUCUACUGCACAUGACAUUUCAGUUGAAAUAUUGGGUGACUUUUUAAAAUCCAUCAUAGAAAAAGGCGACAGGUCUCAAUUUAUGUAUCAAGCGCUUGGUGAUAUAAUUACUUACUUUUCGAUAUUCAUUAUCCACUGUUCUCAAAAGAUUCCCAUUAAAGUUUCAAAAUCAUCUAAGAAACAAAAAUCACCUAUUAUUGAAACAUUCGAAGAAGCAGUAGAAAAUUACUUUCAAAAUCGUAAUUGCCUGUUGCCUAUCAUUUUCUUUCACAAUGUCUUACAAACAGAAUGGGAUGGAAAAUAUAAUUUAUUGCCAAUAAUCAUUAAAAAUGUCUUUAACUCCAACGUGCGACAAUUUCGUCGCAAUGAAGGCUUAAAUCUGGUAAUUGGUUUCUACCAGGCAUUAAAUAGAUUGAAACCAUCGUCAGAGCAAAUAAUUACUCAAAUUAAUAAAAUAGAGAAAACUUUCAACAGCACAUUUACAGAGUCGAUAAAAUCAGAUAAUAAAAUGGAAGUUACAUCUAAUUUUAUAGCAACAUUAAAAAAAUUGAUCAACAUAAUGAAAAUGUUUCAUGAAAACUGCAAAAUUCCAUCAUGUUUAAAUUUCAAAACAUUGUUAGAUGAUUUGGGAUCAUUAAAAGGUAUUAUUAAAAAUCCAAACAAAAACGAAGCAACUAAUAAACAAAAUGGAGUUAAAAAAACUAAAAAAAAUAAGAAGAAUAAAAGAAAGAGGGAACAAAGUAAUGGUGGUCAAUCAGAACCAGAGGCAAAGAAGGCGAAAGAUUCUUCAGAUAUAGAAUAAUUUUCAAAUAAUAAAGUUAUACUAACUCAUAAUAAAACAUACUUUUAUAUA
Nymphalis io (European peacock) is the source of this 3522-nucleotide messenger RNA. It is a transcript of the gene Mybbp1A, whose product is annotated as myb-binding protein 1A-like protein. The record is from RefSeq and is a predicted model, not a curated record. Bases 94 to 3471 code for a protein of 1125 amino acids. Lineage: Eukaryota; Metazoa; Arthropoda; Insecta; Lepidoptera; Nymphalidae. Gene Ontology annotation, cellular component: nucleolus. Gene Ontology annotation, molecular function: sequence-specific DNA binding; transcription factor binding; RNA binding. Gene Ontology annotation, biological process: regulation of DNA-templated transcription. The transcript is spliced from 6 exons.